ACCCGUCAGACGCCCCAGUUCUGAGUCGUCCAACGCGUCUCGCUCCGUUCUUGCGGUCUGCUCGGCCCUGGCGGUAGCGGUUGCUCUCUUGUCUCCCAGCCGCAGUGAGGAUUCGCGAGACGCUAUUUGAUCCUCAGCGUGCUUACCGGUGUCUCGCUCUGCUACCUUUGGAGUCUUUCACUAGAUGUCUCCACCACCCACCGGCACCUGCUGACCUACACUCCAGGGAGGCGUUCGGUCUUAAUUCCUCCUUUGCCCUUGUGCUAUCUUCUGGGCCUCCACAGAUUGAACAAUCUGAUAUACUUCAGGCACCCGUAUACCUGGUUGCUUUAUGGUCCUUUUUAUACAGACUCUAAAUACUUUUUCUAACCACCCAGUUUGAAUUUUCACCUGAACCUAGUUGACAUGGCCGUGACCUCCUCUCCUGGACUAGAGAAUCCCUGUUCACUUCGACCCAGUGCAAGUGUCUCUUUUCCUGUGAAACUUCUCUGACCCAUUCAAUCAUUGUUGCUUACUUUCCCCACUUGUGCCCUCACACAAUCAAGUACAUAGCUCUUAUAUAAUUCUUGAUCCACAUUUGAGUUCCGUACUAGACCAAAUUCCUUAAUGGCUCAGGAAUAUUUUCUUUAAUCCAUGCACUCCCAGUUCCUGGCAUGUAGUGCAUGUUCAACAAAUUAUUAAGUGACCGAAUGUAACUACUCUCACCUCCCUGUCUUCACUAACUGGAAGAGCCCUCUUUCGAGUCUCAAUCAGUGUUCGAAAUCCCAUUCUUUCAAUUACUCUGUGUGUGUAUUUAUUUUCCCUGCCCCAUUCCUGUCAGCUAAAAUAUAUUUUAGCUAAAUAUCCUAAAUUCUUCCUGACUGUCUUCUACCUGCUACCCUGGCUUUUUCCUUUACAGCCAAGCCCCCCAAAAGCGAAGUCUACAAAUUCUGUCCAUUUGUUCAUUUCCCAUUCAUUGUUUAAUCCACUGUAAUCUAGCCCUCAGCUACACUACGUCAAUGAAAUUGCUCUUUUUCGAAGCAUCAAUUAAACAAAUACCAGUUGAAUGGACUCUUCCUAUUCCUCAUACCACUUCUCUCUGUUGUACUUUACCUCUUUCACUUCUUUAUAGAAAUUCUUGCCUUCUUCUUGUCUCUCUGGCCACUUCACAGCCUUUUCAGGUUCUUCUAAUUUUAUGUACCAUUCAAGUGGUGAUAUUUUUCACCCUCCGGUUCUUGCUCUUUAUCUUUUCACAAUACACAGUCUUCUUGGGUGAAUUUAUUUUGGGUGGCUUCAAUUCACAAUGUUAUUGCUGAGCUCCACACUCAUGUGUUUACUUAAUUUCUGAUUAUUCCUUGGACAUUCUACAGACAAACUAGGUAAACAUAUUCAAAGACUUCAAUUUUCCUUUCUCACCGGUGCCUUCUCCUUUAUACUGUAUCUUGGUGAGUGGUGCUCAUGUCCACUUAGAUAGUGAUGUCAUGGACACCUGAAAAUUGUUCCCGAGCCUUCUUUUCCUCUAAUACACUGUCACCAUAUCCAUUUGUUCUCUAUCUCAGAUCUGCUUCCUCCUUUCAAGCCCCCAUGACACUGCCUUCAUUAAGACCCUCAUCAUGUCUCUUAUCCUGAGUUCAGCAUCCUCCUGUGGCACCCUGCCUGCAUUCUAACCCUCCUCCAGUCCCUUCAUCCUUCACACCUCUGCCAGGUUAAUCUUCCCAAAACAUAACUUUCAUCCUUUCACUUACUUGAUCAAAAAGUUGGGUAGCUCCCUAUUACCUACAGAAAGGCCUAUGUGCCUUUCCAAACCAACCUCAGCUUUUCCUCUUAUACCAGCUUUCUACUGUAGCCAAACUUGCUACAUACAUUCUACCUUUUUGCCUGUGCUGGUGCCAUUUCUCAUGCCUAUACUGCUCAUCUUAUUCCUGAACAGAUAUCCUGAAUCUCCCUCAACGUUUAGGGCCCACCUUAUAUUCUGCUUCUUCCCAGAACACUCCAGUCCAGAGUGAUAAUAACCAAAUACACCUUGCAAUCUUACAAAUUGCUUCUGCCUGAGAGGUCAACACUACCAGCUCCAUUUUAUGAAUGAGAAUGAAAGAAUUGAGGCACAGAAGUUUGAAUGACUUACCGGUGGCUACAGAGCUGCCAAGAUACAGAGCCUGGGCCUACCUAGCCUUUAGUCUUCUCUUUCCAGAUCUGUUUUUACCUCAGUGACCACUCCCUCUCUGACCUCACAGCAUUAUGGUCGUCAUCACUCCUUCAGUCCUCAAUCACAUACUACCUGUGGCCAGCAGAAACAGGGGUCUUGAGAGUCGGGGGCAAGGUCUAAGAAGAGAUCACCCUGUAUUUGACAUUGAAGUUGGCCAGAAAGUGCACAAGGGAUGAACUGAGCUACCUGGAAACUACCCUUGGGAACAUGGUCUGUGAAUGGAGGUAAGCUGGGCAGAGCUUUGGGAAUGAAAGGUAACCAUCAAGUGUCUUGUGAGGAGGGCCUAGAGCCAGGACAAAUACUGUUCAGGGGGUAUAGGUAGGGUUCUGGGUAAUUGGCACUGCUUCUGGAUAGUUUUGCCAGGUUCUUUGGUUAUAGAGGAGCUAUAUCCUAUCCCUCAGGCCAUCCAUCUGAAUGGAAAUUCUCCGAGUGGACCAGCACUCUGUGUUAGGUUCUGUGUUCACCUAACAUUCUUCUCAUUGAUGGUUCUAUCACGGUGGAGGGAAUUCCCUGGGUGAUUGUCUGGCUCUGGUUUCUAGCAGGUUCCCUUUCAUUCCUAAGGGCUUAUGUGUGGUUUGUCAAUGUGGGUCAGUUUCCCUAGGCUGACCAGCUCUGAGACAGCAACUUCUGUAUCUGCAAAGUUGAGUAGCAUGCAGACAUUAGGCAUUAGGUAACCUGUCCCUCUCCACCAGGCACACAGAAAGUGCUGAGACAUGACCUCUGAGAGGCCUGCUUCUCUGUGACAUCUCUUCUGAAGUAGAGUGUGGUCUUGUGACAUCUCAGGCAUAUGGGCUCCCUCAGAGAGUCAGGGCCUCAGAAAAUAUCUGUGAAAUGAGCAGAAGGGAGAUGAUGCCAGACAGCAGCCUGGCGAGACAGAGCUCAUCUCCUGUCCUGGGUGUAAGCAAGUGGACCUCACCAGGGAUGUAACUGAGCAUUUUUUUCUGCAGUGCUUUUCUACUGGGCAAUCCAAGAUGGCCAGGAACUGCUCCGAGUGCAAGGAGAAGAGGGCAGCACACAUCCUCUGCACCUACUGCAACCGCUGGCUGUGCAGCUCCUGCACGGAGGAGCACCGGCACGGCCCAGCCCCCGGGGGCCCUCUCUUUCCCCGGGCCCAGAAGGGCCCGCCAGGAGUGACUGGUGGUUCUGGGGACUUCGCCUUGUACUGUCCUCUACACACACAAGAAGUGCUCAAGCUAUUCUGUGAGACUUGUGAUGUUCUAACAUGCCAUAGCUGCCUCAUGGUGGAACACAAAGAACAUAGGUGUAGACAUCUUGAAGAAGUUUUGCAAAACCAGAGGAUGCUUCUGGAAAGUGUGACUACACAGGUGGCUCAUAAGAAAUCUAAUCUACAGACCUCUGCAAAGCAAAUUGAGGACAGGAUUUUUGAAGUGAAGCAUCAACACAGGAAGGUGGAAAACCAGAUCAAAAUGGCCAAGAUGGUUCUGAUGAAUGAGCUGAACAAACAGGCCAAUGGGCUCAUAGAGGAGUUGGAGGGCAUUACUAAUGAGAGAAAGCGGAAGCUGGAGCAACAGCUACAGAGCAUCAUGGUUCUCAAUCGCCAGUUUGAACAUGUGCAGAACUUCAUCAAUUGGGCUGUCUGCAGCAAAACCAGUGUCCCUUUCCUGUUCAGCAAAGAGCUGAUUGUGUUUCAGAUGCAGCGAUUGCUGGAGACAAACUGUAACACAGAUCCUGGCUCCCCUUGGAGUAUCAGAUUCACCUGGGAGCCUAACUUCUGGACCAAGCAACUGGCUUCCCUUGGCUGUAUAACUACUGAAGGUGGACAGCUGUCCCGGGCAGAGACUCCUGCUUAUGGAGGCUUACAGGGACCGCCAUCCUUUUAUCAAAGCCAUCAGUCCCCACUGGCACAGCAAGAGACUCUCAGCCACCCCUCACAUAAGUUCCAGUCUCCAGCACUGUGUUCCUCAUCUGUGUGCUGCUCCCACUGCUCCCCAGUCUCGCCCUCCCUCAAAGGUCAGGUCCCCCCACCCGGCAUACACUCAGCUCACAGCUUCAGGCAACCCUCUGAGAUGGCACCUCAACAACUGGGGUCUCUGCAGUGCCCUGCCCUGCUGCCCAGGGAGAAAGAGCUGGCUUGUAAUCCUCAGCCACCAAAACUGAUGCAGCCCUGGCUGGAAACGCAGCCCCCCGUGGAGCAGGAGAACUCGUCUCAGCGGCCGGGGCAGCAGCUGACUUCCCAGCCAGUGUGCAUCGUGCCCCCGCAGGAUGUUCAGCAAGGAGCCCAUGCCCAGCCCCCCUUACAGACCCCCUCCAUCCAAGUCCAGUUUGGCCACCACCAGAAGCUGAAGCUCAGCCACUUUCAGCAGCAGCCACAGCAGCAGCUGCCACCUCUGCCACCUCCGCCGCCCCCACCCCAGCAGCCGCCGCCGCCACCUCUACCUCCAUCCCAGCACCUGGCUUCUAGUCAGCAUGGAAGCCCGCCUGGGCCUGCCUGCUCCCAGAACAUGGAUAUAAUGCACCACAAAUUUGAGCUGGAGGAGAUGCAGAAGGACCUGGAGCUUCUCCUUCAGGCUCAGCAGCCCAGCCUGCAGCUGAAUCAGACCAAAUCUCCUCAGCACCUUCAGCAAACCAUUGUGGGGCAGAUCAACUACAUUGUGAGGCAGCCAGCGCCCAUCCAGUCCCAGAGCCAGGAGGAUGCCGUGCAGGCUUCAGAUGAGCCCCCAGCAUCUGAAGGUCCAAAGCCGGCUCUCCCUCUUGACAAGAAUACUGCUGCUAACUUGCCCCAGGCGUCUGGGGAAGAAACCCCUCCCAGUGUCCCCCCACUGGACAACACCAUCCAGCACUCCUCUCCAAAUGUGGUGAGAAAGCACUCCACUUCGGUGAGCAUCAUGGGCUUUUCCAACACACUGGAGAUGGAGCUGUCAUCUACCAGGCUGGCAAGGACCCUAGAGCCACAGAUCCAGAGCGUGAGCAGCCUGCCUGCCACCCCUUCCCACAUGGUACCAAGCCUGCUGAGCAGCACCCCCACAACUGUGUCCAGCCUGAUGAGCAGUCAAAACCAGGCUAUGCCCAGCCUGACAGUGGGUCAUCUGCCGACCAUACCCAGCCUUGUGCGCGGCACACCCCAGUCCGUGCCCAGCCUGAUGAGUGAUUCCUCCCAAGCCAUCACAAGCCUAGCAAGUGAUCAGUCACAGGCCAGGCCCAACCUGAUGUCUGGUCCCACCCAGGCUAUGCCAAGUCUGGCGACUUGUCCUCUGCAGAGCAUGCCUCCAGCUUCUGACGUGCAACCAGAAACUGGAUCCAGCUGCAGUCCUGGCUCUGGGCGAGCUGUAGGGAGCCUGUGCCCUGGAGAUGGGGCUGACCCCUCUUUCGGGAAUGCCCUGUGUAAGAUGGAAAGUGAGGAUUCUACCCGCUUCACUGACUCUCUGAGACAAGACUCCACAACCCCUGGUCUGGAUGCUUCCAAGGACUUGGCUAUCCCUUCAGAACUAGAGGAGCCAAUUAACCUCUCUGUGAAGAAACCCCCACUGGUCCCAGUGAUCAACACGUCCAUGGCUCUGCAACAGUACCGGAACCCAAAAGAGUAUGAGAAUUUUAAACAAGGAGCCCUGGAAUUGGAUGCAAAAGGGAACCAGAGUAUCAGGCCCUUCAACAGCGAGCCUAAGAUUCCCUAUGUGCGACUGGAGCGGCUCAAGAUCUGUGCUGCCUCCUCGGGAGAGAUGCCUGUGUUCAAGUUGAAGCCCCAGAAGAAUGAGCAGGAUGGGAGCUUCCUGCUGAUCAUCGAGUGUGGCACUGAGUCCUCCAGCAUGUCUAUUAAGGUCAGCCAGAACAACAUGCCUGAUGCCAUCCAGGCCCCAAGUCUGGGGGGAAGAAAGGUCACUGUCACUUCUCUGGCGGGGCAGCAGCCACCAGAGGGGGAGGGUGCAUCUCCUGAAGAACAAAGACUCAUUCCUCGGACCCCUGGAGCCAAGAAGGGGCCCCCGGUACCAAUAGAGAAUGAGGACUUCUGCGCUGUGUGCCUCAAUGGGGGAGAGUUGCUGUGCUGCGAUCGCUGCCCCAAAGUGUUCCACCUUUCCUGCCACUUGCCGGCCCUGCUCAGCUUCCCCGGGGGAGACUGGGUAUGUACCUUGUGCCGCAGCCUGACCCAGCCCGAGAUGGAGUACGACUGUGAGAAUGCCCGCUAUAAUCAGCCUGGAACGCGGGCCACUCCUGGCCUGAGCAUCUAUGACCAGAAGAAGUGUGAAAAGCUGGUACUGUCCUUGUGCUGCCAUAGCCUCAGCCUGCCCUUCCAUGAACCUGUCAGCCCGCUGGCUCGGCAUUACUACCAGAUUAUCAAGAGGCCCAUGGACCUGUCAAUCAUUCGGAGGAAGCUGCAAAAGAAGGACCCAGCUCACUACACCACCCCAGAGGAGGUGGUGUCAGACGUCCGCCUCAUGUUCUGGAACUGUGCGAAGUUCAAUUAUCCCGACUCAGAGGUUGCAGAGGCCGGCCGCUGCCUGGAAGUGUUCUUUGAGGGCUGGUUGAAGGAGAUCUACCCGGAGAAACGGUUUGCCCAGCCAAGGCAGGAGGACUCAGACUCCGAGGAGGUGUCAAGUGAGAGUGGGUAUUCCACUCCGCAGGGUUUCCCAUGGCCCCCCUACGUGCAGGAGGGCAUCCAACCCAAGAGGCGGCGGCGACAUAUGGAGAAUGAAAGAGCAAAAAGAAUGUCGUUCCGCCUGGCCAGCAGCAUCUCCCAGGUGUGAGAGCUGGCGGUACAGCGAGCACUCUGGCAGCUGGCGCCCCAUCCUGUUGACCACUCCUCCCCACCUUUCAGCUCAUUCUCUUCAGAUCGUGGAUGUGAGACAAGUCUUGUCGAGCUGUGUAGUGCUCUUUGCCGUUUGCAUCUUACAACAUUCAUUUGGGAGCCAUAGUGCAUCCACUACAGAGAAGAUUUCAGUAAUAAACAGCAAAGAGGGAGGUGUUCCCUAUUACCAGAAAAAUCAGAUGUGUGGGGUCCACUUGACAAGACCAAGUCUGGUCAGGCUUGGGAGGACUUAACUUCCUUGGUGACUGCUCUCUGCUAAGGAGAGCAGACUUUUCUCACCUUUCAGUGUGCAAGGCUCAGGAGCAAUGUAUCUAUCUGAAGUCCUCCUGGGUCCAGAAGAGGGUAAAAGAAGGGAGAGAGGUUCUGACAUAUGGCAGGCCUGUGAUCCCUGGCCCAGCACAGCCAAAGACUGUCACUGUUUGCCUUUGCUUGGCCUGCCAGGACAGGAAGCUGCCCUGGGCAGGGGGAUGGAGGCUUCCAGAGGCCAUAGGUCUCAAUUGGUGCCUAUUCGGGUUCUAACGGUUUUCAGGGUAUUUGUUUCUCAUGCUCCCUGUCCCGAUGUUGACUUAGGUGGCCGCUAUGAAAGUGCUCUAGGUGGUAUGUAUGGCAUUCUUGACGGGGCCAGGUGGCUGUGCAGGGACCACCGACAGCUUCAGGCUCAGACGUACAGGCUUAAGGAGAUGUCAACUUCAGAGCCUGUCCUCUGUGCCACUUACUUUGGGUUAAUAACUCUUCUUUAGUGUCAGAACCUGCCUUCCUAGAAGUGAUUGUCAGUGGCCAUCCCUUCAUUGUCUCCACUCAGAGAUCUGGAGCCCGAGUUCUGCUUGGGUAAACCUGAGAGUUGGGUUGGGCAAGGGGAGUGACCCAGAACUGGCUCGCUGUGCUAGGCUUCUCCUCUGUCGUAGAGAUCCUAGUUCUCAGCCUUUCCACGUUCGCAGAGCCAAAGAUCAGAAGUGAGUUCUCGGACUCACUCACCCCCAGGCUGUCUGCAGCCCCCAAAAAAUUCAGGACUCUACUGGCAGCCCUUUUCUGUUGGAGGUUGGAGAAGGCCAAAGGGACUGCCAGGAGCAUGGUGUAAUCAUUCAUGGGGGAAGUUCUGUCUAGGGUAGAGAAGAGGAAACUGACAGGUGAGAAGCUAGUGUCCUUCAGUGACUUUGAAGCAACUUCAGGACAUCACUGCUCCGAGAAUGCAGAAGGAAAUGUUCUAGAAGCCAUGGGAACAGGAAUUUCAGACUCUAUCUCGGAUGGAGAUGGAUCUUCAUGGUCCGUGUGGGGUGUUUGGGGAAGGCUGCAUAGGCAGAUGCUGGGGGUCAAGCUACUUCCUCAGCCAGGACUUGGUUGAGAAGGACCCUAUUGCUGAUGGUGUUGGGGGAGCUGCAGACCUGGCGCUUCAGUGGCCUGGCCCAGAGACAUCACUUUGUUGUGGCUUGGCUUUAUUUUUGCUAAAAGAUGAAACUUAAGGAAGCUGUUGUUUGUAGGGCCUUUGUUAAGGGGAACAUUCUGCUCAGAGAAAGCUCUGCUUUCCUUGUCAGUCGGUGGUGCUGCUCAUUUCCUUUGCCACCCAGGCUGAGAGGCCAUCCUCCACCGGCCAUUCUUUCACCAGCACCUGCCAGGCUCUCCUGCGCAGACAGGCUUCCAUAAUCCCGUUUCCCAGUUUGGGGUAACUAAGUCUUUCGUGCUUCACUAGCCAGGCAAUCUUUAGACCUAGCCCUCUGUUCUUUGGGGCUCACAUGACUCUCUGGCUUGGGCUCUGGCCACUUUCCUUUCAAUGUUUGAAUUGUUUUCUCUGUUUAGUUGACUUGGCGAGGUUCCCUCUGUAAUUACCUCAUGAAUUCAUGCUCUAGGUCAUCUUUCCUGUGUUGUGGCCCCCAUUUCCACCUUCCCUGAGUGAGAAUCAUGGUGCUUUGUGUCAGAUAGCCAGGUAGGGCUGUGACAGUCUCAAACCUGACUGAGAUCCUUCCACAGGACCAACCGGAGACUACAAAUAUAAAGCAGAAAUGCGGGGCUAAAUGCUUAGCUCCCCUUUUAUUCAUGAAGCUCCUAGCUGGGUAUAGCCUGCUGGGCCAGGGGAUCGUAGUAACGUAGUCGAGAGUCACGUAUUCCUUUCCCACCGCAGAGACCCUGCAUGCUGAGAGGCCCACUUUCGGCACCUGAGCAGAUGUAGGGUAUCCUCCCUGCAAGGGUGCAAGGCCAUGGCCCGCCACACCACCCCUGCACUGCUUACCCCACACCACUGCCCUCCCCCAGGCUUUUCCUGUGUACUUAGCACCAAUGUUUUGUGUCAUGGUUUUUGUUUUGUUUUGUUUUGCAUGCAGAAAACAGAACAUGACUUUUUAUAAAUUAAAGAAAAAAAAGCUGCUAGCUGA
Messenger RNA from Felis catus (domestic cat), 9313 nucleotides. It is a transcript of the gene TRIM66, whose product is annotated as tripartite motif containing 66. NCBI's taxonomy places the organism in Eukaryota, Metazoa, Chordata, Mammalia, Carnivora, Felidae. Bases 3157 to 6885 code for a protein of 1242 amino acids. Gene Ontology annotation, molecular function: protein binding; zinc ion binding. The record is from RefSeq and is a predicted model, not a curated record. The transcript has 20 exons.